GGUGUUCCCUCGUAACGCUUUAAGGAGGAACCAGAGGGGCAGCAGCUGAGGAAUUAUGAGCUCGAGCCUCUGUGGGGUCAGAGCGUGUCGCAGCAGCACGAGGGUAAAGUCUCAGUAGCAGGACAAAGUGCACGUUUCUGUAAAGCUAAAGCUGCAGCAGGAAGGUAGCUCCUGCCCCACCUCUCUGCAAAGGGACAGCAGUCUGCCCCAAAGCACUAACUUAAGUAAUAAAGUAAAGAUACAUAUAUAGAAGAAUACAGCUACAUAACUUUGUUCCAUCGAUAUUAAAGGGGGAGAAAAUGUUUCCCAAGGACUACUAACACAUUUCCUUUCUUUUAAAUGUUGCUGAUUUUAGAGUACUGAUGCGUAAGAUGGUAAGAUUUUAAAGAAGGAAAAUAAACAAGAAAAUUGUAACUCUUUUCUCGAUUGACUACUGCGUGGAUAAUUCAGGCUGUGGGGAUUGUGACUUGGAUGGAUUUUUAAUUUUCAAAAUAGUCUACAUUUUAAAACAGCAGUAAUGGCAAAGUUGAUGGUAUUAUACGGGUUAGGAUUUGUACUUUUGAUGUCUGGAGACACUUUGGGGAUGAAUUAUCCUCAACGAUAUAGUCUGUACACUGGGCAGUCACAUAACCAAAUGCAAGCCACGCAAGCUCAUCAUAGCAACGGGCAACGACCCACAAGCCAGUACAGGAACUGGUGUGCCUAUGUGGUGUCAAAAACAGUGAGCUGUACUGUGGAAGAUGGAGUGGAAGCUUAUGUAAAACCGGACUACCAGCCAUGUAUUUGGGGGCAGCUCCAGUGCCCACGUGCUGUGACAUAUCGUACAUAUAUGAGGCCUCGUUACAAAAUAGCAUAUAAAACUGUGACUACUUUGGAGUGGAAAUGUUGCCAUGGUUACACAGGGGAUGAUUGUGCUGAAGGUCCAGUGGAUGGAUCAACUCCAGGUACAGUAGUCACAACCUCAAGACCUCGACCAAGGCCACCAAGUCGACCAGGAGCAUCAGGAUCGAGCAACAAGACGAUUCUAUGGCCUCAUGGAGAAGGUCGAGGGGAAUCAGAAAAAGUCAAACAGCUGGAAGACAAAAUUAGAGACUUAACAGAUCAGCUUGCCAACAUGCAGACAACUAUGGAGGACAUGAAGAAUAAUUUCCAUGAAGAGGUUCGAAAAGCACAGGAAAUUGCAUUGAAUGGUAAACAGCCAGCAGAUGCGCCUUCACAACAUGAUAUGAAUGAGACCAUCAAUGUGCUUAAAAGACAGCUGGAGCAACUAGACAACAGGAUACAAGAACAUGAUCAAAAUCUAAGUCAAAUGAAAGAGAAGAAUGGAGAAAAUGAGUUGAGUAAAGAGACAGAUCGCAAAAUGAAUGAAAAGUUUUCUGACCUGAAAGAGAUUAUACUGAAUGAAGUGGACAAGAGGAUACAGCAGUCUUGCUCUUCUUGCCUUUCAGCAGUUGAUCAUGUGCGUCGCAUUCAGCAUGAGGACAUAGAGAAAACGCAAGUCUUAGAAAAAUUGAUUCAGUCCACUGACCAAAGGAACCGUCAUGCUCUUACUGAAAUUCAGAAAACCCUAUCACGCCUGGAUGAGAGAUCACAACAAAACUGCUGUGCAGAAGUCAGUGACAUAAAAGACCAAAUGUCUGAUCUCCAAAACAAAAUAGGCUCCGUCUCUGAUGCUACUGAUAUUCUAAAUGCACGUCUGGAUAAUUUAACAGUAGAUAUUGAACCUGUCAUAAACUAUGAAGAUUUUCAGAAAAUAUAUAGCAGACUAGAUGAGAUAGAAAGCAGUGUGAAUAUAACUUUGAAAAAUGCAGAAGAGCAUUGCCUUUUCGUUGAGAAAGAGUUGAAGAGUUAUAUCCAGGACAAACUGGACAGUUUGAGUGAUGAACUUGGUAAAAGGAUAAGCAACAAUGAAGAGAAGAGCCUGGACAUAGAGGCUGAAGUACUGAACAUUUCAACACGUGUAAAAAAUGCGGAAGAAAUAAUAUCUGACCAUGAUGAAAAUCUCAAUGACUUGAAGGAUACUGCUGUUCAAAAUGAGAAGGAGCUUUCAGAACUCUCUGAUCAUGCUGUGCAUUUGGAGAACAGUGUCAAUGCUGCAGUCAACCGAUGUGCAGAAAUCUGCGCCACCAACAAGGAGCUCUAUGAGGGAGAAAGUUCAGUGGUGGUAACAUUCUUACACAAUUUGGAAAAGAAAGUUGAUAAUAAUACAGGACAGAUAAGGAAGUUUGGUUCUGGUGUCCAGCACCUUUCUAUUUCUGGUGAUUCCCUUAGAAGGACAGUUGAGGAUUAUGGAAGAGACAUUAGGAAGUUGAGCUCAAUUAUUGGAGGCAAUGGUGAAACACUUGAUGAAAUAUCUUCUAACAUAAAUGAUCUAGAUGACAGGCUUUCCAAAUCAUUGGAGUCUUGUUUGAAAGGUUGUGGAACUGCUCAGAAUGAUAUGUCAUCUUACAGAAACAUAACUGACAAGAAAUUCAUAGAGUUUGAAAAUGAUUUGAGCAGUCUCCGAAACAUGAUACAGUUUGAUUACAAGAGCUGUGGUCAGGUUUGCUCUAAUCUGCAAGAAAAAGUUGGUAAACUGUCAGAGGAAAUUGAGACAAACAGAAACACAUGCUGCACUGCACAAAAGAAAGCUGAAGAAGUAGAUUCUGAAGUGGACAUAAAUAAGACAAAAACAAUAGAUGGGUACAGUGUAAUUGGAGGAACGUCUUACACUGAACUUCAGGGAGAGCUGUCCACAAUGAGGCUUGCCUGUAGCUCAAUUAAUGACACUGUUAAAGACAUGCAGAUCACAUUAGAACAACACACCAGCUAUAUCUUUGACUUAGAAGCCACAAAAAAUAAAAUAAUGAGUGAAAUUGACAAAAUUCAACAAGAUGUUACUGAACAUAUAAAGGAGAGUGAGGAUCGGUUCAACCACAUCAAUGGGAAAAUCGAGUGGUUUGAGAAAAAACUUAUGACGGAAAUGGGAGACUGCAAGAAAUCAGCUGGUGGAAUGGAUGAAAGGGUCUCUAAGCUAGAAAAUGUCUGCAGUAGACUAGAUUCUGUUUCAGACAGCUUACAAAGGAUCAAAGAAGGCUUAAACAAACAUAUCACAAGUCUCUGGACCUGUGUGCGUGAUAUGAACAGCACAGUCACUAGACACAAAAACAUUCUUCACAAUGUACAAAAUACUCAACUGGAGGAAAUCAGCAAGAAUCUGGAAGUACUAAAUGGCUCUUUCUACUACAUUUUGUCUGAAUACAGAAACUUUACACUUCGGGACUUCACAGGGCCACGUGGUCCCCCAGGUCCCCAAGGUCCAAUUGGUUAUACUGGUCUUACUGGACCCAAAGGCAAAGAUGGUCCUCCUGGAAAGCAAGGACCCGUUGGUCCAAUGGGUCCUCCAGGCCUCAGGGGAGAAAAAGGACCUCAAGGUGAACCACCAGUUAUUCCUCAUGUAGCAUUCUCAGCAGCACUGACAUCUCCACAACAUGCGGAUGGAACCAUCUUGUUUAACAAUGUGCUGGUGAAUGAUGAUCGAGAGUCCUAUGAUCCGCAAACAGGUAUCUUCACUGCACCUGUUGAUGGAAGAUACUUCUUCAGUGUUAUCCUGACAGGACACAAAAAUAAGAAAAUUGAAGCUGUGCUGUCCAAGUCAAACCAAGGAAUUGCCCGCAUUGAUUCUGGUGGUUACCAGGCUGAAUGGCUGGAGCGCAAUCCCAGUGCAGGAGCAGAACCACCCACUGCCUCUGUAGGGGUCUUCAGCAUUAUCCUUCCACUCAACGCCGGAGACCAGAUUUGCGUUGAUUUGGUGACAGGAAUACUUGCUUACUCAGAAGAACCUCUGACUAUCUUCAAUGGACAUCUUCUUUAUGAAGCAGAUGAUUAAACAUUUUCUCUUCAAACUAUACGCUUAAUAUGGUUAAAAACUUUUGAUGCUGAUCAUCUGCAGAACUGAUUUCUCUGAUGCCCAAAGACAAAGCAUAUCAUUACUACUAGAUGAAUUGUUUUCUGAAGAUGCUAAACAUUAUUGCUAUGGAUAGUCACAUUUUUAGAUUUCAAAAUAAUUUCCAGAGGUCUUUACUGGUCUUCAUUUUAAAGUCAGAAACACUUCUUUGUGAACUCUGUCAUUCUAAACUUUGCAUGUUUGUACCCCACUUAUGUUAAAUAUCUCACUACUAGAUUGUUCAAGAACACUUGAGAUUAAUUUAAUGCCUGUGUUCAGCAAGAAUUAGUCUGUUGUAGAGUUGUUUAGUGAUUAGAGAUGUGAAAACAGGGAGUUUUGCCGCAUUAGUGAUGUGUGGUUCUUGGUAUUAUCA
Messenger RNA from Protopterus annectens (West African lungfish), 4298 nucleotides. It is a transcript of the gene EMILIN1, whose product is annotated as elastin microfibril interfacer 1. Lineage: Eukaryota; Metazoa; Chordata; Ceratodontiformes; Protopteridae. Gene Ontology annotation, molecular function: protein binding. The record is from RefSeq and is a predicted model, not a curated record. The transcript has 8 exons. Bases 518 to 3868 code for a protein of 1116 amino acids.